This is a messenger RNA of Trichomonas vaginalis G3, 396 nucleotides long. RefSeq names its product NTF2-like family. Lineage: Eukaryota; Parabasalia; Trichomonadida; Trichomonadidae. The record is from RefSeq and is a predicted model, not a curated record. The transcript has a single exon. Bases 1 to 396 code for a protein of 131 amino acids.
AUGACUUCUCGAGAAUCAUUCGGUAUUUCAAAGGUCUUGAUUGAUAAAUUUCUCCCAUUAAUGUCAGUCAAUCCUGCAGAAGCGAUGAGAUAUUUUGCUAUCGAUGCAAAAAUGAUUUUUUCCAACUCAAAAGAAAAUGAUUUUCCAACAAUCAAUGGAAAACACGCAAUAUACGAUUUUUUGCAAACAUUCCCAUUAUUUAAGACAGAAGUAGCAUCAUAUGAUACACAUACAAUCCCAGGAGAGCCAACAUAUACAGUUACUGUUAUUUCGGGUCUGAUUUAUUUUGGAGCAAAGACAUCACUUCGAAUGUUUAUGUCAUUCCAUGUAGAACAAAGAGAUAAUGAUCGCACAGCUCUAAUUCGAGCUAUGACAUUCAAGAUCUUUGAUGAUUAA